AUGCAUCAAAAAGAAACAAUUUUAUCCCAUUGGGAGUGUGACCCGGCGCAGGGUCAGCUUAGCAAUGAGCCCAAUGUUUCGCUCAGGGGAGACGACCAGGCGCACACCGGAUUCUCAUUUACAUUCGAGGCUGUCCGCAAGAAUAUAUUCCGCACAACCUUCACUUCCGAAAGCCACCCUCUCCCACCUCACCCCAGCUCUGCGAAAAUUGCAACUGAUCUUACUGGCACCAGUGUUCUUGUAACCUCAUCCGACAAGGCAAAGGAGAUUCAGAUAGGCGAAGUCAGAGCAACCGUUGACUGGAAUUCCAACCCCCACGUUUCUAUCUCUCUCGCCAACGACCCCAGUGGGCAGGCUUUGCACUCAGAUUUGCCUGGCCGCUCAUAUGUCGCUGAUGGAACGGGUGUUGCACACUACUCCCGCUAUAAGAGGGAUUCACUUUAUAUCGGGCUGGGCGAGAAGGCGGCGCCAAUGAAUUUGUCUGGCCGCCGAUUCCAGCUUGCGGCUACAGACAGUUUUGGCUACGACGUCUAUCGUACAGACCCAUUGUACAAACACAUCCCACUCCUAAUCAACGCCACGCCUAAUGGUUGCGUUGCGCUCUUCUCCGCCAGCCAGGCAAGGGGCGAGUACACUGUUGGUUGCGAAAUGGACGGCAUGUGGGGGUUUUACAAGGCAUAUCGACAAAGCUACGGUGGACUGGAAGAAUACAUCCUCGUAGGUAGAACCCUCAAAGAUAUCGUCAAGGCUUAUGCCGACCUGGUUGGAUAUCCUCUUCUUGUCCCGCGGUGGGCAUUUGGAUACUUGGCAGGUGGUAUGAAGUACUCUAUGUUGGAUGAGCCGCGUGCUUCUAAUGCCCUACUUGACUUGGCUCGGAAACUGAAGCACCAUGACAUCCCAUGCUCCGCGUAUCAGAUGGCAUCUGGGUAUACAAUUUCGGAGAUACCUCCUAAGACUCGAAACGUUUUCACUUGGAACUACCAUCGAUUUCCAGACCCUGAAAGAUUUAUUUCUCAAUUCCGCCAGCAGGGUCUCCGGCUUGUGGCAAACGUGAAGCCGUAUAUCCUCGCUAGCCACCCCGAGUAUGAGAAACUAAAGGCAACAAACGGACUUUUCCAGGAUCCAUCGACGAAUACAACGGCAGUCACACAUCUGUGGAGCGCCGGUGGAGGAGAGAGUGAUGUAGGUGGUCACAUUGAUUUCACAUCAGAAGCUGGCUUCAAGUGGUGGUACGAAGGCGUCAAGAAGCUGCGGAAACAAGGCAUUGAGGGUAUCUGGAAUGACAACAAUGAGUAUACAAUCACUGACGACAAUUGGGAGUGUGGCCUCGAUAAUCAAUUGCUCCAAGUUCCGCAAACUCAUGAAAAGUCUCGGCAGGUUGGCGUCUGGGGACGCAGCCUCCACACGGAACUUCAUGGAAGAGCAUCUCAUGAUGCGUUGCUAGACGCGUCGCCGAACGAGCGUCCAUUCGUCUUGACACGUAGCGCAACCGCGGGCACAAUGCGGUACGCAUGUAGCACCUGGAGCGGUGACAACGUUACAAGCUGGGCUGGGAUGAAGGGCGCCAAUGCCCUCUCUCUCACAGCGGGCAUGUGUCUCAUGCAGUGCUAUGGUCACGACAUUGGCGGAUUCGAAGGGCCGCAGCCCAGUCCGGAACUGCUCGUCCGCUGGGUCCAACAAGGCAUUUACUCGCCUCGAUUUGCCAUCAACUGCUUCAAGACGGGCAGUGACAACAACGUAGGAGAAGUCAUCGAACCCUGGAUGUACCCGUCCGUUACCCCUCUGAUACGUAAAGCUAUAAAGAGGCGAUACGCUAUGAUUCCGUAUCUUUACUCGUUGAUGCUGGAAGGGCAUUUAGAAUCCACGCCCCCACAACGAUGGACAGGUUGGGGAUACGAGUCAGAUUCUGAAGUCUGGACUCCUGAGAUCAUGGACGGGGAAUCACAGUACUGGCUUGGAGAAUCCCUUCUCAUUGGAGGAGUUUUCCAGCCUGGCGCUCGAGAAGGCCGUGUUUACUUGCCCAAAGCCUCAGAGGAUGACGAGGGAUACAUUAACUUGAAUGCGCCCUAUCAAUAUCUAGCUGGUGGGCAAUGGGCAACUCUCGAUGCAGAAUGGCAUGGUUCAGGAAUACCAGUGCUUGGCAGGGUUGGAAAGGGCCUUCCGAUUGGGAAGGACGCCCAGGUACUCUCAGCCGGCGAGGUCCAGAAUGUUGCAAGCCUCCCAUUGGAUGACUACCGAGGAAUUGAGAUUUUCCCCCCUCAAGGUAGUUCCAAUGGCAAGUGGUUCGAUACUACAUGGCAUGAAGACGACGGUGUCUCAAUUGUCGAAAAGAAUAAGAUAUCUACGUUUACAAUAACCUACAGCACAACAGAGGAGGAUAUUAAGGUCAAGUUCUUCAGACAAGAGGAGUCUGGCUUUAUUGCACCGUGGGCCGAUCUUGACAUCAUUCUUCCCGUGGGAGAUCAGAGGCAAGUUAUUGCGGCUGAUAAUCGCAAGAUGGAGCAGCCUAUCUUAGAUGAAAAGGGCAGAAGACACUUCCAACUACAUUAG
Clonostachys byssicola is the source of this 2550-nucleotide messenger RNA. NCBI's taxonomy places the organism in Eukaryota, Fungi, Ascomycota, Sordariomycetes, Hypocreales, Bionectriaceae. The record is from the annotation of a GenBank genome assembly.